AUGUAUAGAGUCAAUAAAACCAGCAUGACCAUACCCAUGUCCUUCCCCAGCAUGGGUACAGCCCCUUUCUUUAAGGUGACUGUGUUUGAGCAGGAGCAUUUCCAGGGAAAGAAUAUGGAAUUCACAUCCGAGUGCAGCAACAUCAACGACUGCGGCCUGGACAACAUCCGUUCCAUCCGAGUCGAGAGUGGAGCCUGGGUGGGAUUCGAGCACCACAGCUUCCAGGGCCAGCAGUUUAUCCUGGAGAGAGGCGAGUACCCCAGCUGGGACGCCUUCAGCGGCUCUCUCUCCUAUCACACAGAGCGCCUCAUGUCCCUUCGCCCCAUCUACUGCGCCUCGCACCAGAGCAGCCGCAUGAAGAUCUUUGAGAGGGAGAACUUCCAGGGCCGCAGCACCGAGCUGGGCGACGACUUCCCCUCCCUGCAGGCCAUGGGCUGGCUCAUGCCGGAGGUGGGCUCCAUGCACGUGCAGUGUGGAGCCUUUGUGUGCUAUGAGUACCCGGGCUACAGAGGCCAGCAGUACAUCAUGGAGUGUGAGAAACACAGUGGAGACUACCAGCACUGGAGGAACUGGGGCUCCCACUGCCAGACUCCCAAGAUCCAGUCCAUCAGACGCAUCAGGCACUGA
This is a messenger RNA of Pleuronectes platessa (European plaice), 627 nucleotides long. Its product is annotated as beta-crystallin A1-like. The record is from RefSeq and is a predicted model, not a curated record. Gene Ontology annotation, molecular function: structural constituent of eye lens. Gene Ontology annotation, biological process: visual perception; lens development in camera-type eye. The transcript has 5 exons. The coding region runs from base 1 to 627 and encodes 208 amino acids. NCBI's taxonomy places the organism in Eukaryota, Metazoa, Chordata, Actinopteri, Pleuronectiformes, Pleuronectidae.